This is a messenger RNA of Suillus subalutaceus, 1736 nucleotides long. RefSeq lists its product as uncharacterized. The coding region runs from base 254 to 1378 and encodes 374 amino acids. NCBI's taxonomy places the organism in Eukaryota, Fungi, Basidiomycota, Agaricomycetes, Boletales, Suillaceae. The record is from RefSeq and is a predicted model, not a curated record. The transcript has 4 exons. Gene Ontology annotation, molecular function: GTP binding.
UGGGAAUGCAUUUCUCAAAGUUCUCCGGUCAAGAUGCCCAUGACCGAUCGAAGAUGUUUAAGGUGGAGUACGCAACCAAUGCCACAGGCUGUGACGCGUUACGGUUGCCUCGGAGAGGUAUAUAAAGCUCCAUUAGUUCUUACUACAAAGACCACUUAAUACCCUGCUUUCAUUUUUUAUAUUUCACCAAUUCAGGCCGUCAGCCUCUUGUCACUCUUUAAGCAAGGCAGCGCCUCAAAUAUAGGCGUUAGCUAUGAUAUUCACGUCUAUUACUGCUACGGGCCUUCCCAUGCCAUCUGAUAACAUGCCCGCAGGCUAUUAUCUCCAUGUGUCUACUCCCUAUGGCCAGUGUAACACCACCAAGGCGGCAAUGGCCAACCGCAGCGUGUCUUGGAACCAGAUCCUCACCAUACGCGAACGCCCUCAAACGUUUUUACAGAAGUUUAUGUCUUUCUUCAAAUUAUCUAAAGCAGUUCACCUUGAAAUUCGCGCUUCAUAUGAGCCUGGACCAAUGCUCGAUCAAUAUGAGGUUGUGUGUGCGCUUGACACAACUUUCGAACAAUUGCUCGCAGAAGACGGACAGCCUACAUUACAUUCGAAUGUUAAUAAUCAGCGCAUGUCCCUCAAAUUGAAAGCGGGCGGUACUGAUGAGAGCGUCACGAAUGGUCAACCUACACACUCCCCGGCGGUGGUGCAAUCUUCUGAUAAACAGGCUUCACCUGCGCCAUCGAGCAAACGCGAACAGACGCAUCCGCGGGAAAAAAUUGUUGUCAUAUUCGGCGAAACCGGCUCAGGGAAAAGCUCUAUGAUCAAUGUUAUCGCGCAAAAGCAGGUCGCGAAGAGCUCCAAUGAUGCACUUGGAUGCACCUUUGAAUCUAAACGCUACUCAGUACACAUUUCCGGCCAGGAAUUCGCCCUGUUUGAUACUGCGGGUCUCAAUGAGGGAACUGCAGGCACGGUGCCACAGAAGCAAGCGAAGCAACAGCUGACGAGCUUGUUGGACAAGCUCAUGAGCCACAAGUCACCAUCGGACGGUAUCGACCUUCUGGUGUACUGCGUGCACAACACGACUGCCCCUCACGCCAUCCUUAACACCUACAAUACUGUUUACUCUGGGACCUGCCGGAAGAAGAGAGUCCCAAUCGUCGUCGUCGUCACAGGAUUGGAGUCUGAGACUCCCAUCAUGGAGAGCUGGUGGGAUGCUCACAAGGAGAUAUUCACAAACAUGCAUCUCUCAGGCCAUGCAUGUGUCACAACGAUUCAGGAAUAUCCAGACAUUCCGGAAGACAUUACUCGUCGCGUUGCACAGUCAAGCAAGAUUCUGCGCGACCUUAUCAUGGAAAAGUGCUCGACCUCGGCGGUCGUGGACACCCAGUGAAAAAGGAGGUAUAUAUGUGUAACGGUGGUGCUAUCAAGUGUCCAGUAUACUGCAACGGCCACAGUUUAUCGGCCACGAUUUCCGGUUUCAAUUCUAUUUGCUUCGUCAUUCGUGUUGACUCUUUGUUAAGCAUACACUCCUUACAUUUUCUCUAUCUUUGACAGUCGCUAUGCCUAACCGCCCGAUGUCAGGCGUACACAUUCGUUGUCGGCCGACUACUUUAUUCCUACUUUACCUGAGAUCUUCGUCGUCUCUAUGUCUUAUAUACGGGUUACUGUCAUAUACCUAGGGUAGCGUUUUUUACAACUCAGAAUACCAGCCUCUAACACCGUCCAUUCUCUUGUGAACACGUUCUUCA